AUGGCCAGCGCUCUUCCGGUAUCUGUACAAGCCACCAAGUACCGGCUUCAGGUGGCCGCAAUAGACUUCGGCACGACUUACUCCGGUUAUGCAUUCUCGUUUCGCACGGAUUUCUUGGAAAACCCUCUCAAAAUCCUCACCAACAAAUGUGAGUCCCAGGGCGGCUCAGCAACACUCGUCUCCAUGAAGACCCCUUCCCGUGUCCUUUUCUCUCCGGAUGGAAAUUUUGACAGCUUCGGUUAUGAUGCUGAGGAGAAGUAUCUGACACUGGCAAUGGACGAGCAACAUGCACGCUGGUUCUACUUCAAAAACUUUAAAAUGUUUCUGUACGAAACUAAGGUGAAUACUGAAUGA
Dreissena polymorpha is the source of this 354-nucleotide messenger RNA. Its product is annotated as heat shock 70 kDa protein 12B-like. Lineage: Eukaryota; Metazoa; Mollusca; Bivalvia; Myida; Dreissenidae. The transcript has a single exon. The coding region runs from base 1 to 354 and encodes 117 amino acids. The record is from RefSeq and is a predicted model, not a curated record.